AUGGUGGAAAAUGAGACAAUAAACGAUUUCACAACAAGAAUCACUCGAUUGGUGAUUCAAGUGAAGGUAUGCAGAGAAGUUGUUAUAGAGCAGUAUGUUGUCACUAAAAUCUUGUGCUUUUUAACACUAAGAUUUGACCAUGUAGUUAUGGCAAUUGAGGAAUCUAAGGAUCUUGCGACAAUGAGCAAAGAGGAGCUGCAAAGCUCUCUUGAGGCUCAUGAGCAAAGGAUGGAGGAGAGAAAUAACGAUAAGGCAAAGGUGGAGAUCGCUUUGCAGGCUUGUUUCAAUGAGAAGGACAAGAGAUCGAAAGAAAAAAGGCCCAUGAAGAGCAAAGGGAAUAUUAGGAAUUUUGGUGGAAGAGAGUCCCAAUAUUCAAAGAAUUCGACUUAUCAAAGAGGUGAGAGCAACUGCAAAAAAAAUAGUGGUCAAGACAACUUUAGAGGUGAGAAGAAGAGGUUUGACAAGAGCAAGAAGCAAUGCUAUAAGUGUCAACGAUUCAGUUAUUUUGCAAAAGAGUGCAAUGAGAACAAGAAGGAAUCUCAAGAGGAUGAAGCCAAGGUUGCAAGACAAGAUUUUGAUAAAGAGAAUACACUUUUGGUCAUGAUCACUGAAGCGCAUUGCAGUAGCAAACAACUAUAG
Molecule: messenger RNA, 639 nt
Organism: Lathyrus oleraceus (garden pea)
Lineage: Eukaryota; Viridiplantae; Streptophyta; Magnoliopsida; Fabales; Fabaceae
Exons: 1
Coding region: 1-639 (212 amino acids)
Source: RefSeq, a predicted model, not a curated record